This is a messenger RNA of Phaeodactylum tricornutum CCAP 1055/1, 663 nucleotides long. RefSeq lists its product with no specific name. The annotation marks the transcript as partial. Gene Ontology annotation, biological process: nuclear-transcribed mRNA catabolic process; ribosomal large subunit biogenesis; rRNA processing. Gene Ontology annotation, molecular function: RNA binding. The transcript has a single exon. The record is from RefSeq and is a predicted model, not a curated record. Lineage: Eukaryota; Bacillariophyta; Bacillariophyceae; Surirellales; Neidiaceae. Gene Ontology annotation, cellular component: preribosome, large subunit precursor; nucleolus.
UCAGUUGCCUUGACUCAAACUGAAAAGCGAGCCACUCGUGAGCACAAGUCAGCCUUUAUUAAAGAUGUUCGAGAGUCGGUGGAUAAGCACAAGAGUCUUUAUCUUUUUAGCUACGAGAACAUGCGCAGCAACAAAUUUAAAGAUGUACGUCGUCACUUUCGAGGCACCGCUAAGGAGGAGCCUAGCCGUAUUUUCUUAGGGAAAAACAAGCUUCUGCAGCUUGCAUUGGGCCGCACACCUGAAGAGGAAUACUCAGAUAAUCUGCGCCACGUUGCUAAGCGUAUAACCGGUGGCUGUGUUGGAGUUUUGUCUACUUCUCGCUCUCGAAAUGAUGUUGAAGGAUACUUUUCAAGCUACAGUGAACCUGAUUUCGCACGUGCUGGAUCGGUUUCUCCUCGAGAAGUACUUGUUAACUCUGGUAUGCUAGACGCCUUCCCGGUUUCUAUGAUGGAGCAAUUCCGUAAGCUUGGAAUGCCCGUGGAGAUCCAGAAUGGAAAGGUUGUUUUUCGCGACGGAGUAUCGGAAUUCAGGAUAUGCAAGGAAGGUGAGACCCUGUCGGCCGAAAAAUGCAAGCUACUGGUUCAUUUCGGUAUAAAAAUUACAAACUUCAAAGUCGGUCUAGUUUGCCGGUGGGAAAACGGAGAAUUUGAAUUACUUGAAUAG